This is a messenger RNA of Poeciliopsis prolifica (blackstripe livebearer), 2448 nucleotides long. It is a transcript of the gene nfe2l2a, whose product is annotated as nfe2 like bZIP transcription factor 2a. Gene Ontology annotation, molecular function: RNA polymerase II cis-regulatory region sequence-specific DNA binding; DNA-binding transcription factor activity, RNA polymerase II-specific. Gene Ontology annotation, biological process: regulation of transcription by RNA polymerase II; cellular response to oxidative stress. Bases 188 to 2044 code for a protein of 618 amino acids. Gene Ontology annotation, cellular component: nucleus. The record is from RefSeq and is a predicted model, not a curated record. Lineage: Eukaryota; Metazoa; Chordata; Actinopteri; Cyprinodontiformes; Poeciliidae. The transcript is spliced from 5 exons.
AAUAUUCACAAGCUUCGGAGGACGCAAGGUUUCCCGAAAGUCAGCUGCGGCGGCCCCGGCGGACAGGACUGGCUCUAUACCUCUCGCCAUUUUUGAACCUGGCCUUUGGGGACUAACGCUUAUUUGUCGGGCACAAGGUUUUGUUUUUUCGUGUGUUUUUUUUCUUUAACAGACAGGACAACUCUCCAUGAUGAUGGAAAUGGAGGUGAUGCAUUCAACUCAGAAGGACAUGGACCUGAUAGACAUUCUGUGGAAUCAGGACAUUGAUCUUGGCGCCAGGCGGGAGGUGUUCGAUAUCAACCACCGCCAGAAAGAGCAUGAGCUGCGGAAGCAGCGCGAGCUUGAGGAGGAGAAGAAGCUGCACUUGAUGCAGGAGCAGGAGAAGGCCCUGCUGGCGCAGCUGCAGCUGGAUGAGGAAACGGGAGAGUACAUACCCUGCCCGCCACCCAGCGCCCCUCUGCAGCCGACCAUCACACCCCUGGAGGAUACUCAGAAUGCCGGCUUCACACAGGACACAGGUGACAGCAUGUCAUUUGAUGAGUGUUUGCAGCUCCUGGCUGAGACGUUUCCCGUAGAGCAAACUCCGACUCCACCGGUUUGCUUGGACGUCGCUGCUGUUUCAGUACCCAUGAUGAUGUCCCCAAAGCAGGCGGCUCUGUUGCCAGUCACCCUGUCCUCAGGUCAGCCGACUCCACCACAGAGCAUGUCUCCCGACCUGGAGGAGGCUUGGAUGGAGCUUUUGUCUCUCCCUGAGCUGCAGCAAUGUCUGAACAUGCAAAUGGAAGACACACUGCAGACCACAACAUACCCUCUCCCAGCCAAUGCUGAAGCACAGACUCCAAGCUACCCAAACUAUCCCCCAGUCCAAGCUUCUAUUUUCAACCCCCUAAACAGCAUCAACAAUGUCAAAACAAACAGUCUGAAUGUUGGCCCCGCAGAGUUUAUGAAUACAUUCGAUGGCUCCAUUCCCAGCGUGGCUCCGUCAAAUGCUUUCGGACAGAUCAAAGUGGACACCCCCCAGCUAGAUACAAACUUCAUUGGCGAAGAUGUUGGUGGGGUGUUUUAUCCUACAACUGAGCAGAACGAGUGCAGGAGUCAGCACAGCCAAGAAGAAAAUGAAAGAGUGUGUGACUCUCCAAACAAAGUCGCCUUUACGCACAUGGAACUUUACAGCCUCUCUCCUGGAGAUUCGUUGAAAGGAAGCAAACAGAGUCUGACAGCAGAUCAUCUAGACUCGGAUUCAGGAGUCUCCACCAAUGGAAGUCCAAAUGAAAGAUCACCAGGCAGAUCUGUGUACGGAAGCGGGUCUUUUGGUUACAGUGAUUCAGAGAUGGAAGAGAUAGACCAGAACCCUGGUAGUGCACAGUCUGACUAUUCUGAGAUGUUUUCCUUGAAUUUUGAACCUGAUCACCUUAUGAUAUCAGAACCAGUGUCCGAAAUGACUGAGCUUGAAACACAAGAGCUCGAAAAGAAACCCAAACAAUCCAAUGCAGACCUGGCAGAGGACAGCGGCCAUGACGGUGCUCCUUUCACCAAAGACAAACCCAAAAAACGCUCAGAUGUGCGUCUCACCCGAGACGAGCAGAGAGCCAAGUCCCUCAACAUCCCCUUCACCGUCGACAUGGUAAUCAACCUGCCCGUUGAUGACUUCAACGAGCUCAUGUCUAAGCACCAAUUGAACGAAGCCCAGCUGGCCCUCGUCCGCGACAUCCGCCGCAGAGGCAAGAAUAAGGUGGCCGCGCAGAACUGCCGCAAGCGCAAGAUGGAGAACAUCGUGGGCCUGGAGGGCGAACUGGACUCGCUGAAGGAGGAGCGGGAUCGUCUGCUGAAUGAGAAGAACAAGAACGCGAUGAGCCUGAAGGAAAUGAAACGGCAGCUGAGCAGCUUGUACCUGGAGGUCUUCAGCAUGCUGAGAGACGAGAAGGGAAAUUCGUACUCUUCGUCGGACUACUCUCUGCAGCAGACGACGGAAGGCACCGUCUUCCUCGUCCCUCGCAUUAAAAAGACUUUCAGGAGUGAAGAAAACCACUUGUCUCCCUUGUAACCUGGCACUGCAUCAUUAUAGGAUACUAUGCAAUAACUUUGUAUUCACUCAGCUUUAAACUUUAGCAGCUUGACAGAACUGUUGUAGUUUCUGCUUACUCCUCUUGAACGUUGCAAUGUUUUUUGAUAUUUUACUUUUAUACUCUUAUAACCUCACAGAUUCCUUCACCAAUGGUUUGUAAAUAUAAACAUUACCUGCUUCUGAGAUUAGGAAUGUUACUGUGCCUGUACAUAUAUACAUAUAUAUAUUGUGUGUCUGUGUGUAUAUAUAAAUAUAUAAAUAUAUUUCUGUAUGCUCAUGAUUGUUUGAAUCAAUUUCUUUUUUAACUUCCCUCUGAUUUGCUGCCCAGUUUUUUUUUAAUCCUGUCUUCUAUGCUUUGAAAUAAACUAAAUAUAAAAGUGUAA